Helicoverpa armigera (cotton bollworm) is the source of this 1492-nucleotide messenger RNA. Its product is annotated as cytochrome P450 4C1. The record is from RefSeq and is a predicted model, not a curated record. NCBI's taxonomy places the organism in Eukaryota, Metazoa, Arthropoda, Insecta, Lepidoptera, Noctuidae. The transcript has 10 exons. Gene Ontology annotation, molecular function: oxidoreductase activity, acting on paired donors, with incorporation or reduction of molecular oxygen; monooxygenase activity; iron ion binding. The coding region runs from base 1 to 1473 and encodes 490 amino acids.
AUGGUGUUGGCAGUCCUGAUCGUAGCUUGUUUUGUGGUGUUCGCUGUAUGGAGACUGGUAAGGCCGAGGUCUCCAUCACCUGCUGUGUACCCUGGGGCACUGCCGUUGUUAGGACACCUCUUCCAACUCGCUGGAGACAAUUUCUCAUUUUGGGAGUUCACAAAAAAUCUUAAUAAAUUUUGUUUAAAAAAUGAUGACAUCUGUCAGAUUCGGCUGGGACCACAUCCAUGUUACGUACUAUCAGAUCCUGCCGAAAGCCUAAUGAUAGCAAACACAUAUCUGGAGAAACCAUACCUCUAUGAUUUUGCCAAGGAAAUGUUCAGCUGUGGGCUGGUCACAGCUACUGUAUCAACAUGGAAACCACAUCGAAAACUGCUAAAUCCAUCAUUCAGUGUGGCAGUUCUAAACACAUUUCUACCCGAGUUCAACUCACAGGCAAGAAAUCUCUUGUCUGUACUUUCUCAAGAAGUAGGAAAACCAGCGUUUGAUAUACAAUUGUACUUGGUUAAUAGUCUGAUGAAAACUGUAUGCCGAACAUCGCUCGGUCAAGAAAAAGAAAAACAGGACUUAAUAGAUAAGGACUAUGCUUUUGCUACUAAAAGUAUGUUCGCUCUAUAUGUAGAGAGAUUACAAAAAUUCUGGCUACAUAUACCUUUUAUCUUUAAUUUAAGUCCAUUAAAAACAAAACAUGACGAGCUAAUGAACAUCGCAAAAGAUAUCAUGGUUAAAGUGAUGAAUUAUAGGAAAUUAAAAUUGAAGGCCACUUAUUUAGAUGAUAUACAAGACUCCACAAAAGACAAAUUCAAGCCCCUAGUGGAUCAACUGCUAGAACUAGGUGAUAAACUAGAUGGCUUCACCGAUGAUGAGAUUAGAGCCCACUUAGACACGGUAGUGUCAGCUGCUUAUGACACCACGUCCACUGUCAUGACUUACACUUUGAUGCUAGUGGGAACUUACCCGAAGAUACAAGAACGAAUAUAUGAAGAGAUAACAUCAAUUCUAGGCAACGAAGACAGGGAUGUUACAAGGGAUGAUCUACCAGACUUUGUUUAUUUAGAGGCAGUUGUGAAAGAAGCCUUGAGACUAUACCCCCCAGUACCAACAGUAGCUAGAAAUAUUACAUCUGAUAUUCAAAUUAGGAAUUACACAUUAUCAGCCGGGUCUAGCUGCCUCAUACCAGUGUAUGGGAUCAACCGUCACCCCUCUUGGGGACCAGAUGCCGACGAGUUCAACCCAGACAGAUGGCUUCACCCUGACACCUUGCCUGACAAACCCAGUGCUUUUGCUAGCUUCAGCAUUGGAAAAAGAAACUGUAUAGGACGCAAGUACGCGAUGAUGGUAAUGAAAACGACUCUUGCGCAUAUAUUCCGCCGGUACCGAGUAAUCAGUGAUAUCAACAGUGUUCCCACAAGCUGUGAUAUUAUGAUCAAGCCAGCUAGUAGCCAACAAAUUGCUAUAGAAAUAAGGACGUGACAAUAAACUUAUUAAUUUU